Messenger RNA from Chelonus insularis, 5709 nucleotides. It is a transcript of the gene Ltn1, whose product is annotated as E3 ubiquitin-protein ligase listerin. Gene Ontology annotation, biological process: ribosome-associated ubiquitin-dependent protein catabolic process; rescue of stalled cytosolic ribosome. Gene Ontology annotation, cellular component: cytosol; RQC complex. Lineage: Eukaryota; Metazoa; Arthropoda; Insecta; Hymenoptera; Braconidae. The record is from RefSeq and is a predicted model, not a curated record. Gene Ontology annotation, molecular function: ubiquitin protein ligase activity; zinc ion binding; ribosomal large subunit binding.
GCAAUUGAAUAUUAAACACUCAAUAUAGCAGCAUCAGUUGUAAAAGCGUCCUCUCACCAUAACACAAAUGACGUGGAAUUCUAUAGGAUAUGUAUUUUUAUUUCUGUUGAGUCAAAGUGCAUUAUCCAAUCAGAACUCGUUUAGUUUUUUUAAUAUAUUAGCGAUUGCAAAAUUCUUUUAAAUGAAUUUUGCAAUUGGAUAAAUGAAUUGUCUUCAUAAAAAUCCUUGUGACGUAAUUAUGAACUAUUUUUUUGCGCGCAUAUUUGAAAAAAUCAAUUGAAUAGGUUAUCUCAGUGCGAAAAAAUAUAGAAAAUAAUUGGAUUCAUAGCAAACAAUAAUAAAAUUCUAAAGUUGAAUAUAACAAGUUAUUUGAUAUAUUAUUGGAAUUUUUAUAAGUCUAGUUAGAAACUAUAAUAAUUUAUUUUUAAAUAUGCAAGUGUUACAUCUUCAUUGACGGGGACUAUAGAAUGUUAUAGAAAAACAAUUCCGUUGUAGUAAGAGUGUAAUAUUUUUGUGUUAUUUUUCGAUAAUUCGAUAAUAUUUUUUGAAAUCAUGGGUAAAAAUACAGGCCAGCGUACUAAAAAUAAUGUAAAACCUUCUAAAAGUAACCGUAGUGCUGAAUUAUUAUAUAAAGCAUCACCUAACUUUGUGGGAACUCUUGGAGAGAAAGAUGGCAGUUGUACCUCUAUUUUGCCUGUUUUACUAACAAAAUCUUUCAAUGAAACAACAAUCAAUGAAAUUGAUCCUUCUUUUCUAUUAGUUUUUAAGAAACUUAACAAGAAAGAUACAACAACAAAAUUUAAAGCUUUGCAAGAAUUUAUUACAUUGUGCAAUGAUUCUCCACUUUCAUCAGUUGAAACUAUUAUUCCAUUCUGGCCCAAAAUUUAUUGUAUGCUAUCGGUAGAUUUCGAGCAUAAAAUACGAGAAGCUGUGCAGCUAGCUCAUGGUGCACUCAUUAAACGAGUUGGGAAAGGUAUAGCUGCUCAUUUGAAACAAUUUGCAGCAUACUGGUUUACUAGUCAAUUCGAUACUUAUCCUCCUGUAGCAUCAGCUGCAACUAAAUCUUUUCAAGAAACUUUUUCUGGGACAAAAUAUACUGAUGCUAUAAUAUAUUGUCAAAAUGAAAUCUUAUCAUAUAUUCGUGAUGAAAUCACUCUUCAUACUUUACCAUUAAGGAAAAAUAAUGAAAUAAAUAAUGGUUCAUCAAAUUUACUUGAAUUGAAACAGCAAAGAAUACUUAUUUGUUGUUUACAAGGUUACUGUUUUUACUUGAAAAAUAUUCCAACAGAACAAUUAAAUAAUACUAUUGAAAUAAAUAAACAAAUCAUAACUAGCCCGAACUUCUGGAAAUUUGCUGAAUGUAAUGUUGCAGUUAUUAAAAUAACUUUUUUCAAUAUUAUAAUGUUGAUAAUAGAAAAUGCCUCAAAUUUACUGACUGAUAAAAAAAUCAUUACUACAGUUGUUAACAAUAUGAACGAAAAUGAUCCAGGAGUUGUUGUAGCAGUUUGGGAAUGUCUUUUUACGAUACUGAAUAAGUAUGAUGAUUGGCAUAAAAUCAUUAAUGUUGAAAAAAUGAUGUUACCUAAAUUAUGGAAUUUAUUGAAAAAUGGUGGUCAUGGUUGUGCUAAUACAAUUUAUCCUGCGCUGUUACCAUUAAUUUAUCAAUUUUAUAAAUUUGAUUUCGACAUGAAAUAUUUUUUCACUAGCUUAUUUAAUAAUAUUCGCCAAAGUUUUGAUAUAAAGGCUGUACAAAACAGUUAUUCAGAAAGAUUAAUAAUAGCAAAAUCAUUUAUUGAAUGUCUACGCUAUGCCCUUAUGAUGAAUUGCAAUGAUGUAGACUUCAACAAACAACUUGUCGAAGAACAAUUAAUGCCAACUAUAGAAUUACAUAUUAAAAUAUAUCCAUCAAAAAAAGCAGAUAUUUUUAAUGAGAUAUCAAGUCUUGUUCGAUAUUGGAGUAAAAAUCGUAAAUCAGAAAAAGGUCAAUGCUAUGAAGAAUUAAUCAAAACAUUUUGGGAUAAACUUGAAUUAAUGUUCGAGAAGUUAAUAAUCAAUACAAAUGAUAAUACUUAUGAAUCAGCAACUAAGGUUCAUGAAAUGGCAAUUGAAUUAUUAUUUUCUUUGCAAAAACCAAAGUUAUUAUCAUCUAAAAAUACAUGUGUGAAAUUUCAAGAUACUAGUGAUUCUAAAGAAAAAUUAACUCAUAUAGAAAAACCAAUCUAUCAUGAUGAUGAUGAUCAGUUUGACAAAGAACUUCAAAGUUUCGUCAAUAAAUUAUGUAUAAAAUAUUUUAAUGAAAUUUAUAAAAAUUCUAUAAACAUCUAUAUUUCGAUAAUGACUCUUAUUAUCUCAAGGUUCGAUAGCGAAUCUCUUUUUAAAGAAAUUGCUAGCUCGUAUGACUACAAAAAUUUAUUAGAAUUUUACAAUAAUAUUAUAUUAAUACAUUUAAUAGAAAAGAGCAAAGGAAGUUCAUCAUCUAUAGAAAUUAUCUUUUCUCUUAUCAAAUAUAUGACGAACGAGGAAAAAAGUACAGUUCUGAAUUCACUCGCUGAACUUAACGAUAGUCAAGUAUUAAUGGAUGUAAUUACUCAAGGAUUGAUGGAUAAAAAUGUACAUAAUAUCGCCAUAAGAAAAUUUUUCAAAUCAAACCGAGCAACAGAAUGUUUUCAUGAAAUCGUCAGAAAAUUUAUUUCUUAUAGUUCAAAUAAAUCUAUUAAAAAUGUACUCAUACAAGCCUUCCAGAUGAUUGAUAAUGACUUUUGCAUCAGUAAAGAAGCCAUUCAAGAUAUAAUAAAUGUAAUCUGCGAUACUUUCAAAACAUCUGAUGAUAUUUCACAGAAUAUAAUUGAAUUUUUUGUUCACAUAUUAAGAAUUACUUGGAAUCACGAACAACUAACUGAUGCAAACCUAGAAAUGUUAAAAAUAUUCAUUCAAGUAAAUAUUACCAAUGCAUACACAGAAGAUUUGAAGAAUUUCUUACGAAAUUGUUGGAUAGAUGAACUGCAAUUUAUCCAUGAGAACUUUUCAAAAGAGAAAAUACUCCAUAUUCAAAAAAGCUGCAUGGAAACAAUUUAUGAAACAAUGUUUUCAGCUGAUCAGUUUAAUGAAGAUGCUGCUGAAAUUGCACAGCAUUUAAUUGAAUAUUCUAGUGGUUGUAAUUAUUAUGAAGCAAUAAAUGCGUUAUGUACAGUAAAUCAUUUUAAAAAUUCAUCCAUAAAAGAGUGGAUAUCCCAAUUUCAAAAUAUUAUUUCUAAUGCAGAAAUUAUUAAAGGAAAUUAUUAUACAAUAAAUCCAACUAAAUCAUUAUCAUUUGAACCACCUUCUAUUAUUUUUACAGCCGUAAAAGUUGAAUUUUUAUCAAAAAAAAUAAUCCAUUGUAAUCAAUGGUCAUUAUUGAACGUAACGCUUUUGAACGAUUUUUUAAAUAAACUUAUUAAUCAUGAUACAACUGAAAAAUUAGAACAAUUUUUACAUAAUAAUUUAUCUGAUAUGUUCGUAGUAUUAAACGACAUAUUAUUAAUUAUGAGUCUUAGCAAAUUAUAUUGUAAACAUUACAAAUUUACUAACAGCUAUAAUUCCAUAAGUGAAAUAUAUAAUCAGUUGGAACAGAAGUACGCUAAAUUGCAAACUUUAAUACCAACGAACACUUGGCACAAUAUUUUUACAACGUAUAUAAAUUUCAAUCAUUGUUGGAGUGAAUUUGGGAGCAUAUUUUUACAAUAUCUACAAUAUUUUAAUGGUUCUUAUUUAUUAGAAAUCAAAUCUAGUGAGAAAAUAAUACUUGAAGCAUAUUUAAAGCAAGAAGAAACAUCAUUAAAUUUUAUAGAUCAUAUAAAUGCAAUAUUAUCAGCAAGAAAUAUUCUAAAUUAUAGUAACAAUCAUGAAGAAAGCCAUUUAUCUAUUGAACUUUUAAAUAGAUUAAUAAAGGCACACAAAAAUGAAGAGUAUUUCUUUAUACUAACGAAGGAUUUAUCAUUAAUAUCAUGGUCUCAAUUAAAUUUGACGUUGGAAGUUAUAAGAUUAUUUACACAAUCCAUUAUAAGUGUACCGACAAAAUUAGACAAUAAAGUUUGGGAUUCAGCUAUGAUAUAUAUAACAUCGUGGUUACGAUCUUCUAAUAAUUAUAAAAAUUUAUGUCAAGACCUCAAACUACAAUGUUUAACUGUAGCUUCAUGCCAGCUUUUCUGUGCAAUUCAAAAUGUAAUGAAUGAAAAAAAAAAGACAAGUACGAAUCAACUCCUUUCUGAAUUAAUCGAUGAAUGGAACAACGUCUUCGUCCACGAUCUUAAACGAGAAAUUAUAAAUAUAUGGAUGUAUUAUGGAAAAAUUUACGAUAAAAAGUGUGACAAUUUAACUUCAUUGUUGAUGUUACAUUACCUUGGCGAUGCUAUUCGAUUAAUUGAUGAAAGCUAUUUCUUGACACUUGACAGCAGUUCUGAAACAUCUGUGGAGACACAAUCAUUAAAAAAUUUAUCUUUAGAAUUAAUGCUAUCACCAAUAACUUGUCAUCAGCUAUCUGCUUAUUAUAUAUUAAAUUUUUCCGUUCCUGCAUUAGUUGAACAAGAUAAAAUCCUGAUUAAAGAAGAAGAACCUGACUACACGAAAUCUCACAUUUAUGAUUUUUUUAAUAUUCUUUCACAAUUUCAAGAAGUCGUUAACCCUAUGCUUGAAAAUUUUAAGCUCUGCGAUUCUGUAAAAUUCAUUAUUCAGCCUUACACAGAUUCAUAUACCUAUGUAUUAGGAUAUUUUUUAACAUGGGUUAAUAUUUUAAAAAUGUGCGAAAUUGCCAAUACUAAUCUUCGUUGUCAGUAUGCAGAAAUUUUAAAAAAUGAAUACUUUUGGUAUCUAAUGAAUAAUAUCUUCAAAAUGAUGCCCACCAAUCUAUUUGAAGAAUCAAACAUUAAAGUUCCAAAUGCACGUCUUAUAAAAUUAUUCCAAUUGCCACCUUCUUUAGAUUUUCACGAUGAUAUGUCAACACAAAAAAUAGAUCAUAUUGUUUGUUGGUUAUAUGUUAUUUGUCUCAGAAAUUUACCUGUAUUAACUCGACAAUGGUGGAGUACAGUUAAUAGUAAAGUAUCUAAUCUUGUAGAGAAAGUUACUACGGUUUACGUCAGUCCUAUAUUAUGUCAAGAAGAACUAUCAGAUAAAAAAUUAUCAGAUUUUGCUAACAUGCAAAUCAAAAUCCAUCGAGCAUCGAGGGAAGUGAUUGCUCUGUAUCAAAUGGAUGAUACACAACUUGAAUUAAAUGUAACAUUACCAAUGAGCUAUCCUUUAGAAGCUGUUUCUGUAAAACCUGGACGACGUGUAAAUAAUGCUAUUAAUUGGAAAAAUUAUCAUAUGCAACUUUCUAUAUUUCUUACCCAUCAGAAUGGUUCCAUUUGGGAAGGUCUAAAAAUGUGGAAAAAGAAUUUAGAUAAAAGAUUUGCUGGAGUCGAAGAGUGUUACAUUUGCUUUAGCAUAUUCCACAUCAAUACAUAUCAAAUUCCUAAAUUGUCUUGCCAUACAUGUCGAAAGAAAUUCCAUGCUCCUUGUUUGUAUAAAUGGUUCAGCACCAGUCAGAAAUCAACAUGUCCCAUAUGCAGGAACAUAUUUUGAAUGUUCCUUAACUAAUUACAAGGUAGAAUAAUUCCGCACAUUUCUUUAACAUACUUGUGACACAUGUAAAAAGCCACCGGUUUGAUAAAUAAACAGAAAAUAUUAACGAUGAAA